Molecule: messenger RNA, 1959 nt
Organism: Anthonomus grandis grandis
Lineage: Eukaryota; Metazoa; Arthropoda; Insecta; Coleoptera; Curculionidae
Product: piggyBac transposable element-derived protein 3-like
Exons: 3
Coding region: 1-1074 (357 amino acids)
Source: RefSeq, a predicted model, not a curated record
AUGUGUUCUCUGUCUACCGCUUUGGAAAAUAAUACUGUAAAUUUGUCUCCUCCACAACAGCCGGCGGGAAUGAAAAACUUUUCACCAAACAUUUUAUCUUAUUUGCGACCCGGUAAAGAUGACGAUAGGCUACUUCAAUUAUUGAAUGCUGACGAUUCUGAGUUUGAAGGAGACUCAGAUGACAAUGAAGAUGGGAUAAUAAAUGCAGAAACAAUUGGUGAAACAAUAAUUGAAGAAGAAGAUUUGGAAGAAACCUUAGAAACUAUGGAUAUUAUAGAAGAUCAAAUAGAUGAAAAUCAAGAUGAUUAUGAUGGUGACUCAGACCCAGAAUUUGACAUUCCACUUAGCAUUUUAAAGGAAAAAAUGUCAGCAAAAGCUAAAAGAAUGACUUGGAGAAAAUCUGACAGUUUCAAGGGAGUAGAAGUAGUCAAAGACGGUUUUGAAGAAAGUCACUUUCAAAGAGCAGGUUGGAAAAUUAUGUAUUAUGUGUCAGUAUUUAUUGACGAUAAAUUAUUUGAGACAAUGCGUGAUUGCACAAAUAUAAAAUUUUUUUUAGAAAAUGAUAAAAUUAUGAAUUUAUCGACCGAUGAAGUAAAAAAAUGUAUUGGAAUAUCGGUUUUAAUCUCUUAUUUAAAAUAUCCCAGGGUGAAGAUGUUUUGGGCCAAAACAACUAGAGUUGAUUCAAUUGCGAAGCACAUGACGCGGGAUAGAUUUUUUUCAAUAAGAAGUCACUUAAAAGUAGUCAUUGACAAUGAUGUAUCAGCUAAUGAUAGACAAAAGGACAGGUUAUGGAAAGUAAAACCAAUUACCGAGAAAGUCAGACAAGGAUGUUUAAAACUAGAGAGGCAAGAAAAUGUUGCAGUGGAUGAACAAAUGAUGCCAUUUACUGGCACCUGUGGUCUAAAACAAUUCGUAAUAGGCAAACCCAAUCCAGAAGGACUAAAAAAAUUUGUAUGUGCUACACCAGAAGGACUUGUGCUUGAUUUUGAAAUCUAUCAAGGUAAACAAACUUUUUUGGACGAAAAUUCAAAAAAAUUGGGUGUUGGAACUUCAGCAGUGAUGCGAUUAUCCUAAAGCCUUAAAAGUGGCUCUCACAUCUUCAUGGAUCGCUAUUUUACAACAAUAUCGUUGUUAGAGAGUUUACUUGAUAAAAACUUUUAUGGUACGGGUACUAUUAUGAAGUCUAGAAUUCCUUCUUCAGCUCAUCUAACAGCAGAAAAAGAAAUUAAAUAAUUCGAAUAAGGUUUUAGUGAACAAUCAGUAAGGGAUGAUUCAAAGAUUAAUUUGGUUCAAUGGUAUGAUCAAAAACCAAUAAUUUUAGCAUCAUCUAAAAUGGAAAAAGAUCCAAUAAAUGUAUGUAAACGUUAGUCGAAAAAGGAGGCUAAAUACCUAGAUAUUUCUAGACCAAAAAUUGUUAAAUCAUACAAUGAUUGUAUGGGUAGUAUUGAUUUGAUUGAUCGAAUGAUUAGUUACUAUCGCAUCAAUACUAGAACUAAAAAGUGGACUGUAAAAGUAAUUUUGCAUUUCAUAGAUUUAGCUCUUGCAAAUGCCUGGAUCCUCUACAGAACUGAUAGGAAAAAACUAGGUGAUUCUGCCAAGUAAAUUCAACAAUUUUUAGAUUUUAAGAUCAGCGUUAUGGAUAAACUUUUAGCCACAAAUUUUGAAGACCAAAAUGAAGCACCUUUGGCAAUAAAGACUCGAAAUAAGGCUUUGGGCUACAUUACACCAACACCAUUGACUCCCCCUAUGACAAAAAGAAAAAAAGACAUGCACUUGCCAGCCGUAGCUGGUCACUUAAAGAAUUCGGUUCGGUGUAAAUCAUCGAAGUAUGCGAAGAAAACCAAAUUUUAUUGUACCAGCUGUGAUGUUUUUUUGUGUGUCACUGCUGAUCAUAAUUGUUUUUAUGAAUAUCAUGUGACUGGGCAAUAAAAUUACAUCGAAAGUUUUGGUAGUUUAAGA